UUUUCCGUCCGAUUAGCUGUCCACGCAAAGGAGCGGUUGGCCAGAGCAGAAAACAAAAGGAAUAGGGGUAAUCGUGAAGGAAAAGAUUGGUCAAAGUGGAUUUGCACUUCCACUUAUACCGAUUCUUACGUAUGCGUUUUAGUUUAUGAGUAAGUUUAUGUCUAUUGUUCUCGUGUAACAUGUAUGUUUUUUUUUGAUUAUGUAUAAGUUCUAUGGUUAUUAUUCUACCAUAUAGUAUAAAUGGAAAUCAACGUAAAGUCGGAAUGCAAGCAGAAAAAAAAGUUUGUAUCAAUCAGCGAGUGGGUAUGUUCAAGGGAAUUGUAACCUGCGAUCAAUCAUAAUGGACCGCGCACUCGGUCAAAGCUUAUGUUAUUAUAACUACGCUAUACCGUAUACUAUAUAAAAUGUAGCCUACUAUAGCAGGACUUUUCUUCCUUCUUCGAUUUCGGAUAAUUUCUUUGGAUUUUUCUUUUUCCUUGCGUUGGGAUAAUUUCUUAAGAUUCUUAAGAGUUUUCUUUUUUCUGGAAUGAUUUUUUAGAAUUCUUCGUUCUUUUUCUAUUGGAAUAAUUUCUUAUUUUUCUUUCUUCAGUUUUAUAGGAAAUUAUUGGGUGGGUUUUUGGUCUCCUUGGUUUGAGUGAUCUAUAAUGAUUCUUCUUUCCUUUUGCGUUCGAAGUUCCUACGAUGAUCUGGCUUAUCUUCUUCAUCGAAUAAGUCUCCGUUUCUUUCCUUUUUCUCUUACGUUGGGAGAUUCUGCGAAAGAUUUUAAAAAGACAUUUGAGAAUUUCUGUGUUUCGUGAUUUAACUCCGCUACGUAUAUAAAACCAUAGUAUCUCGGUUGAAUAGAUACGCGAAGGUCAGAUUGAACCAACUAGUUCCCACUGAGAACGGUGUCAGAAUUCAAGUCGUAUUAAAAUAUGAUCUCCUGAUAAUCCAUUAAUACCUCUGAAUGCAUUUAACGAAGAGAAAGAGGACAUAACAAUCUAUAAAAUAAUCUAUACGAUAAACGUAUGAAAUACAAGAAUUAUGAAAUACAAGACAACGAGAUCUUUAAAUUUUAAAGGUAUUACAAGAGAAAGAUAUUAGAGCGAUAUAAAUAUCGAUAUAAAGAUAUCUUCAGAUAUACACACCUGCUUUUAAUCAUACCUUCGCAAAAUACAUUGGCGAAGAUCAAAGUUUCUUGUAUCUUAUCUCUUCCAAAGAUACACUUCAAGACACCAUUUUUCCGCUAACAAGUUAUUUUAAACUCUCAAAUAUUUCCCAAAAUUCAGAAACUUAAAAAUUGUCUCUGAUAAAGAUCUACUCUGAUCCACGGUAAGUCUGAUCGAUCCUUGCACCUUCUACACCUCCGAAAAAAAGUUGCGUUUCUCCCAAAAUUCUUGGAAUUGUCGAAAAUUCACAACGAUAUCUGAGAUUAGUAUUACGUAGCUCGCCAUGUACGCUAGUAAAUGUGUACGGUAAGACGAGGAUCUUGCUAGGACAGGUAGUUGGUCAGCGGCUUCGGUGCAGAACGGUAUACCAUGGCGGCCACCAAUCGAAAGUCGCGAAUCGCCAUCGUCGGGGGUGGUUUGGUUGGUUCUCUGGCAGCUUGCUAUUUCGCAAAAAGAGGCCAUUCUGUGAACAUUUACGAGUAUCGCGCAGACACCAGAGUGGAGUAUUCUCGAGGCCAGAGCAUUGACUUGGCUGUGUCGAUCAGAGGGAGGGAAGCUUUAAGGGCAGUUGGUCUUGAAGAGGCAGUGAUCAGUCAUGGCAUUGCUAUGCAUGGUAGAAUGAUCCACAACAAGGAUGGUACCCUGAAGGACAUACCUUACGAUAUUGUAAACGGAAAUUGCAUUUACUCAGUCAGCAGACGACGCUUAAACAUAGUUCUAUUAAAUGCUGCCGAUAAAUACCCAGAAGUGAAUCUUUUCUUCAACAAGAAAGUGGUGGAUGCGGAUUUAGAUAAUGGGAAGCUGAAGAUACUAGACACGAAGACUCAAAAAACAGAAGAGGUAAAGGCGGAUUUGAUAAUCGGCGCCGAUGGUGCUUACUCGACUAUCAGAAGAGUAAUGGCGAAGAGGCCGCUGUUCAACUUUAGUCAAACAUACAUUGAACAUGGUUACGUCGAAUUAUUCGUCCCCAUUGGGAAAAAUAACGAGUUUGCGAUGAGUGGUCAGCAUUUUCAUAUUUGGCCACGGGGACAAUUCAUGAUGAUAGCCUUGCCUAAUGACGACCAUACAUUCACUGGUGACAUAUUCGCCCCUUUCUCGACGUUGGACAAGUUGAAGACGCCGCAGGAUCUCUUGAAGUUCUUCGAAGAGCAAUUUCCGGACCUACUGCAAUUAAUUGGAAGGGAGAAGAUAGUUAAGGAUUAUUUCGACAAGGAACCAAAGACAUUGAUUACUAUUAAGUGCAAACCAUAUCACGUUGGAAAAACGCUUCUCGUUGGGGAUGCUGCUCACGCCAUGGUGCCUUUCUACGCCCAAGGAAUGAACACGGGUUUCGAGGAUAUUUUAUUACUGGAUGAGUUAAUGGAACGCUACGAUUCAGAUUUCAGUUUGAUUCUUCCAAAGUUCACGGAACUUCGAUGCGAGGACGCACAUGCUAGUUCCGAUCUUGCCAUAUACAAUUAUAUCGAGAUGAGAGAUCUGGUAACGAGGAAAUCGUUCCUUCUUCGAAAAAGAUUAGACACGUUCCUGUAUAGACAAAUUCCAAAUACAUGGAUACCACUUUAUAAUACGGUUCACUUUUCAAGGAUGAAGUUUCGCGACUGCGUCGCGAACAAGGAAUGGCAAGACAAGAUCGUACGCAGGGCUGGCUGGUGUACACUGUUCUUGAUUUUUGGAAUACUGGCGGCUCCUGUAGUUGACGCAUUUGCAAGAAAGAGCAUUUCCUAUUGAAUACAAAUAAAUAAAGUGUACCAUUACCUGGAUGUAGAAGUGUGUCCAUUGCUUUUGCAAUAAGAUAUUAUCGUUUAAUAUUAUGGCGAUCCUUUCAAAAGGGUCCUUAGAAAAUGAAUUAUACGUUUAAGUUCCAUACAAAUUUUAAUUCUUCUGCUAUCUUUUUUAUUACAGAGGAUUAAUUAAUUAUUUAUAUAUUUGGUUUAUUUGUAAAUGUCUAUUUGUAAAUUUGGUUUAACAUUUUCACUUAUUACCAUUUUUUUCUGUACUAAUAAAUAUUAAUUACGAAAUAUAUAAGCUAAAAAUGAUACAUUCAAUACU
Messenger RNA from Bombus huntii, 3197 nucleotides. RefSeq names its product kynurenine 3-monooxygenase (gene cn). Gene Ontology annotation, biological process: NAD+ metabolic process; L-tryptophan catabolic process; quinolinate biosynthetic process. The record is from RefSeq and is a predicted model, not a curated record. Bases 1518 to 2876 code for a protein of 452 amino acids. NCBI's taxonomy places the organism in Eukaryota, Metazoa, Arthropoda, Insecta, Hymenoptera, Apidae. Gene Ontology annotation, molecular function: NAD(P)H oxidase H2O2-forming activity; kynurenine 3-monooxygenase activity; FAD binding. The transcript has 11 exons. Gene Ontology annotation, cellular component: mitochondrial outer membrane.